AUGGCAGAUUCAUUUUCUCUUGCCGCCGAGGCUGCGCAUUCGUCGUUAAAGCGCGCGAGACUUUUGUUUCAGCAUCCGACGAGCAACGUGCGUUCCCAAUUUGGUGUGGCUUCGGCCGUCGAUCCGACGCUGUCCGAGGCGGCGGUGCAGCGGCGUCGGCGUCAACGUACCGGCGUGUCGGGUACGAACAAGACUGCUGGCAGUAAGCAUACCGGAUCCAACCAACAAAGUCAAUCGCUCGUCGUUGCGUCGCCGAAAACGGACGCCGCUUUGGGGGAGACGGUCACCGAAGCGCGGAACAACUUGGUACCGUUCGACGGCGGCAAAGCCAGUGCCACCGAGAAUUACGACGACAAUGCACGACUCCCGCCGUCAUCUUCGGGAGGAAUUCUC
Messenger RNA from Phaeodactylum tricornutum CCAP 1055/1, 393 nucleotides. RefSeq lists its product with no specific name. The record is from RefSeq and is a predicted model, not a curated record. The transcript has a single exon. The annotation marks the transcript as partial. Lineage: Eukaryota; Bacillariophyta; Bacillariophyceae; Surirellales; Neidiaceae.